Molecule: messenger RNA, 5274 nt
Organism: Oncorhynchus keta (chum salmon)
Lineage: Eukaryota; Metazoa; Chordata; Actinopteri; Salmoniformes; Salmonidae
Gene: ints6l
Product: integrator complex subunit 6 like
Exons: 19
Coding region: 349-3072 (907 amino acids)
Biological process (GO): snRNA 3'-end processing
Cellular component (GO): integrator complex
Source: RefSeq, a predicted model, not a curated record
UAGCAGAACAAGAACCGAGAAACCAUCUCGACCUCAUUAUUACAUAUUUAUGCACGGCAGGGAGUGGCCACUGUGGUCAGGCUCAACCAAUACGAUCGCAGCGGUGAAAGGAAGGCGUUUCACUCUGUUCGGAAGAUAACUUCUCUAACAGCGCUAACCCAGCAGUGCUUAGGAAAGACAGAUAGAGUCAGGCAGCGGCAAGGGGUGGCUGUACGACCCUCUUUUGGGGGGGGUCUGAUUAUUACAAAAAAAUAUACACACAUAUAUGCAUGCCCCGGCCGCAAGAUAGGUCAUAUGACGAUAAUAGGUAUUUUAGAAAGCAUAUAGCUAUAUAUCUAUACAUUUAAGAUGCCUAUUUUACUUUUCCUGAUAGACACGUCCGCUUCUAUGAAUCAGCGCACUUAUUUGGGUACGACGUAUCUGGACAUUGCUAAAGGCGCGGUUGAGAUCUUUAUGAAGCUGCGUGCCCGAGACCCGGCUAGUAGAGGCGACAGGUACAUGCUAGUUACAUUCGAUGAUCCACCAUACGGAGUUAAGGCGGGCUGGAAGGAGAACCAUGCCACGUUUAUGAGUGAACUGAAGAAUCUGCAGGCGUCUGGACUGACGACUCUGGGUCACGCUCUCCGCGCGGCCUUUGACCUACUCAACCUAAACCGCCUUGUCUCUGGCAUCGACAACUAUGGACAGGGCCGUAACCCGUUCUUUCUGGAGCCUUCGGUGAUCAUCACCAUCACGGAUGGGAACAAGCUGACUCACACCUCUGGGGUGCCGGAUGAGCUUCACCUGCCCCUGACCUCUCCACUGCCAGGCAGUGAGCUGACCAAGGAGCCAUUUCGGUGGGACCAGCGGCUCUUCGCCCUGGUGCUGCGUCUCCCUGGGGCAGCCACGCCCGACAGCGAGCAGCUGGGCAGCGUCCCCAACGACGAGUCUGCCAUCACCCAGAUGUGUGAGGUCACUGGAGGUCGGUCAUACUGUGUACGGACUCAGAGGAUGCUGAACCAGUGUCUGGACUCUCUGGUCCAGAAGGUUCUGAGUGGUGUCGUUAUUAACUUUGAAAAGACAGGGCCAGAUCCGCCUCUGGUAGGCGAAGAUGGUAUGGUUGACCCGAGCCGGCCCGUGUUGUCCUUCAGCCCACAGCCCUGGCACAGCUGCCACAAGCUCAUCUACGUGCGACCCAACCCCAAGACAGGGGUGCCUGUAGGCCACUGGCCCAUCCCCGAGUCCUUCUGGCCGGACCAGAACUCCCCCGCUCUGCCUCCUCGCUCUGCCCACCCCAUGGUGCGUUUCACCUGUGUGGACUGUGAGCCCAUGGUGAUUGACAAGCUGCCCUUUGACAAGUACGAACUGGAGCCCUCGCCACUCACCCAGUAUAUCCUGGAGAGGAAGUCCCCACACAUGUGCUGGCAGGUCUUUGUGAACAGUAGUGGAAAGCACAGUGACCUAGCCCAGCCCUUUGGCUACCUGAAGGCCAGCACCACUCUCUCCUGUGUCAACCUCUUCGUCAUGCCUUACAACUACCCAGUUGUUUUGCCACUCCUUGAUGACCUGUUUAAAGUGCACAAACUGAAGCCAAACCUAAAGUGGCGUCAGGCCUUUGAGAUCUACCUGAAGACCAUGCCUCCUUACUUUCUCUUGCCAUUGAAGAAGGCACUGCGAAUGAUGGGAGCGCCCAACCUCAUCUCCGACAACAUGGACUGUGGCCUCAGCUACAGUGUCAUCUCCUACCUAAAGAAGCUUAGCCAGCAGGCAAAGAUGGAGUCGGAUCGCCUGAUCGUGUCUGUAGGGAAGAAGGCUCCCCAAGAGACUGGGAUAAAGGUGAAGAACCACUCCAACACCCUGUCCCUGGCCCACCGCAAAGACUUCAAGCAGCUGCUGCAGGGUAUCACUGGAGAGAUGUCCCUCCGCCUUGCAGACAUCAACUUCAAGGAGUUUGCCGGCUUUCAGAUUGCACUGCUCAAUAAGGAUCUAAAGCCUCAGGCGUAUCGAAACGCCUAUGACAUCCCAAGGAGGAACCUUCUGGAUCAGCUGACACGGAUGCGCUCCAACCUUCUGAGGACUACUCAGAAACUUAUCAGAGGACAAGAUGAAGACUACCUUCACAGUAUACCCAUGGUUCAGAUGGGCAACUAUCAGGAGUAUCUAAAGAUGAUGCCCUCUCCUCUGAGAGAGAUCGACCCUGACCAACCCAAACGCUUGCACACCUUCGGCAACCCAUUCAAACAGGACAAGAAGGGGAUGAUGAUUGAUGAGGCAGAUGAGUUUGUAACGGGUCCCCAAAGCAAGAAGAGAGGCGUUACUGGGGACCCCAACUCGGGGGCUGCUCUGAAGAGAAGGCGGAGCAUGUCCCCUUUACUGCGUCGGCCCCAGACUCCACCAAUCAUCACCAACCAUGUAGUGGGGAAGGGGUCCAAUGGGAACGGGGUCCAGGGCCAGCCUGGCAUCAAGCCCAUCCCACUGCACAAAGGAGCAGAGGGGAACAGCAUGCUGGGCACAGAGAAUAACGGGGAGGGGGGUGUGGGGCCUGAAUCAGGGGACGGCUGGCCUGGAGUGGUGGUGGACGGUGUGGGAGGGGGCACAAAUGCACUCAUCCUGGAGGAGAGAGAGAGUGAGAGGCCUGGGAUGUGUGCGGGGGACAGUGGGGAGGACAGUGGCGUGGAGGAGGACAGGUUAGGGGAGGGUGGCCUGGAUGAGCAUCCCCCAUCAGAGAGACAGCAGCAAAGCUGUGAGGGGGACCAGGAGAGAGAGCUGGAGGGAGAUGAAAAUGGAGCAGACCAAGCUGAGCCUGAGGCGGUCACCAUAGCCCCACUAGAUGGCAGCAAUGCUGAGCUGCGCACACGGGUCAUCAAGGAGGUCCGCAAACCUGGCCGCAACUAUGAGACCAUAUUCAGGCUGUUGGAGGAGGUGAAGGGGUCUGUGACGGUCCAGAGGUACUUCAUCCAUCACGCGAUCAAGGAGGCUGCCAGGUUUAAGAAGCGGGUGCUGAUCCAGCAGUUGGAGACAGCUCUGGAGUUGAUUGAGGAGAAGGAGCUGCAGCUCCCUGCUGUCCGCCUCAACAACGACCAUGGUAGAUAGUGAAGAAGUGGCCUGCAGGGGUCCCUGCUCAGAAUCACAAAGAUAUGUACAGGAACAGGGUACUCUCCUUAACAAGACAUGGACAGGAACAGGAUACUCUCCUUAACAAGACAUGGACAGGAACAGGGUACUCUCCUUAACAAGACAUGGACAGGAACAGGGUACUCUCCUUAACAAGACAUGGACAGGAACAGGGUACUCUCCUUAACAAGACAUGGACAGGAACAGGAUACUCUCCUUAACAAGACAUGGACAGGAACAGGGUACUCUCCUUAACAAGACAUGGACAGGAACAGGGUACUCUCCUUAACAAGACAUGGACAGGAACAGGGUACUCUCCUUAACAAGACAUGGACAGGAACAGGAUACUCUCCUUAACAAGACAUGGACAGGAACAGGGUACUCUCCUUAACAAGACAUGGACAGGAACAGGAUACUCUCCUUAACAAGACAUGGACAGGAACAGGGUACUCUCCUUAACAAGACAUGGACAGGAACAGGGUACUCUCCUUAACAAGACAUGGACAGGAACAGGGUACUCUCCUUAACAAGACAUGGACAGGAACAGGGUACUCUCCUUAACAAGACAUGGACAGGAACAGGAUACUCUCCUUAACAAGACAUGGACAGGAACAGGGUACUCUCCUUAAUAAGAUAUGACUUACACAUGGUCCAACAACACCCCAUAGGAUGUAAAGUUGAAAGAAGGAGGCAAGAGAGGAGACGACAGAGGGCUGAGAUCCCUCCCUAUCUAUGUGUUGUGACAUUGUGCCUCAACAGCACUCACACAUGGAGAUGGAAGGGUCAGGGGUUAUAAUUCGGGAGGGAGGAGGAGGGUAGUGCCAGAGCCAGACCAAUGUGGAGAUAAGUUAAGAGACUCUGGAUGUAAUCCACUCCAAUAGUGACUGAUGCCAUUGCUGACCAUAUGGCUAAUUCGGUUUGUCCACAGACAUUGAUUAAUUCACACACACCAUAGACUUAGAUAGACAUCGCAUCAUUGUAUCUGUCUCUUUAUGCUGUCUGUGAGAGCAUGGGCAGUGCCAUUGAGGCCAUCUCCAUUUUGAAGUAGCCCAUUUUCUUAUUCUACUACUUCUAUGAGUUGGUAAACAAACUGAAAGGGCGCAUACUGUCCUCUAGAAUGUGUUGUUUGAACAGGUAUAAAGCCAAGGUUUUGCUCACAAGUGUAAUUAUUUGGCUUGUCCCUUCAUGUGAUCCUUCCUGAACCCAUAGGAAGUCCCACCCAGCUGACUACUUCAAAAUGGUGAAAGUCCUUAAUGGCGCUGCCCAUGCUCAAACUGGCUUUUGGGCACUAGUUCUCUAUAUUUCUCUAUGACACACACACUCACACACACGCACCUUUUAAACCAGGUCUUAGUGCAGUUCUGAUUAGUCAUUAUAAGACAGGAAGGAUUUUUCAUGUGAGGCAUGUAAUAAUGGAACUCUUAUUACAGCAAUUUUACAUGUAAUUACUAGUAAUACUGGUAAUGACUAUUGACCAUACAGCUGUAGGACAACUGUGCUCACAUUACAGUUUAGAGCAAUAAGGAUAUCUGCCGACUGAUCAGAAGGUUUAACAUUAGCCUAUUUAUGUUUGAUGUAAGAAACACACUGUGUACUAACUACAUAGGCGUUGUGGCUCACAUGAGAAAUCUGAUCUACCUCAAGUCUUCUAGGUGUUGGAGUGCUGUGGGUAUUUUGUGCUGCAUGGGCCUGCAGGACAAUAAUACCAUGUCAAAUCACAUACUGACCUAAGAUGCCCUCCAUGGAUCAACUGUCCCAGCAUGGGAGCUGUUCUCAAAGCAAUAGCACACUUCAUGUAGGUUAUGUUCAGUAACGUGUGGACUUGGUUCAGUAAAACAUUGGUGCAUUCACUGAGAGGACGCUAGCUGUUGGGGUCCAUCUUGAGGGACUGGAGCCUGGCCUGCUGUCUCCACUCUCUCUCUCCCUGCCUUCUCCUCGGCACUCUAGUGCACUAUAUACGGAAUAGGGUGCCAUUUUGGAAGCGCCCCAAGUGUCACAGUCUCCCCAUUGAUUCUCCCCUGGAAGAACUGUGUGGUCAACCAAAAUCUCUGCUCCCCGUUCGUCGGUCACCUUUUUCUGGACUAGCACAGCUUGGGAACAACCAACCUUCUGUAUUUCAGAGAACAAACACAAGCUACCCAUUUCCCUUUUGUCUUCCCCCCCCCAAAGUUUCUUUUUAAA